Molecule: messenger RNA, 870 nt
Organism: Exophiala aquamarina CBS 119918
Lineage: Eukaryota; Fungi; Ascomycota; Eurotiomycetes; Chaetothyriales; Herpotrichiellaceae
Exons: 2
Coding region: 1-870 (289 amino acids)
Biological process (GO): Golgi organization; protein transport; intra-Golgi vesicle-mediated transport
Cellular component (GO): membrane; COG complex
Source: RefSeq, a predicted model, not a curated record
AUGAGCAGCAGAUUCUACUUCGGAGCCUCCGAUUCCGGCAGCGACCUAUCCGACGCCGACAACGACAGCAGCACCCUCCCCUUCCCGAAACCACUCGACCGAUCUGCAUUCCUCGCCCCAGAUUUCGACGCGACAGCCUUCCUCUCCAGCCUGUCGCAUCGCUUCCAGACUCUCGAAGAUCUGCAGUCGGAGCUGCGCGAGCUCAGUCAGACGCUGAACAAAGAACUCGUCGACCUGGUGAACGACAACUACCAUGAUUUCCUGUCCCUGGGCGCCACGCUGUCGGGAGGGGAGGAGAAGAUCGAGGAGAUUCGCGUGGGGCUGCUGGGGUUUCAGCGCGAUGUCAAGAGUGUGAGGGAUAGAGUCGACGAGAGAAGAGAAGAGGCCAGACUGCUGUUGCAGAAGAAACGUGCGUUGCGGCAGGAAACAGGUGUUGGACGGGCGUUGCUCGAGAUCGCCGAGCGGCUGGACGAGCUGGAAGAGAAGAUGGGUGUGGCGAGAAAUCGACAACUGCCGUUGACGGCCGACCCUGAGAAAAUCCAUGCUCAAGUAACGGGAGAGUGGAGCGACGCCUGGAUCGAGGCGGCGGCACCCAUUAAUUCAAGUGAUGAAGACUAUGACGACGGCAACACAGCUAACGACGACGGGAGAAUUCCACCAAGACUAAAACGACGAACAGAACAGUUUCUUAUUCUAAAGCAUCUGGUCGGAAGACAUGGCCCUCAACACCCUUUCAUUCUUGCGCAAGAUGCUCGAAUGCGAAAGAUCCAAGAAUUGCUGCUUUCUGAUGUGGAAAAUGCCAUCAAGCGCGAACCUGACAUCAAGUACAAGCAACAGCUACUACAGAUACGUGCGGCCGUCGAGGGAUGA